GACAGCUAACCAGGCUGGCCUCUGUCCCCCGCGGACGGCGGCAUGGCGUCCAACAGCAUCUUCGACUCCUUCCCGACCUACUCGCCCACCUUCGUCCGCGGGUCCCCCACCUGUUUGGAGCGACCCACCUCUCGGGAGUCUCGGGAAGCCUGGAGGCUCCCAAACCAAGUCCAAGCCGCCAGAGAACAUGCCCUGGAGAGGCGGCCGGCCGAUGCGACAGUGGGGGGCAGCCCAGCAGAACCAGAGGGUGGCGGGAGGCCCGUCCUGGCCCGACCUCCCUCAAACGGGACCUUGGGCCGCAAGGGGGGCUCUGUGGGAGCCUCGGGGACCCGGGCAGCUCCGCUCCGGGGGCUCCCCGCUCAGAGCAGCUGGGCUGAACCCCGCUCUCACACGGCGCAGGUGAAGGAGGUAAGGGCUGCGACCUUCCGGGCCACCGCAGAGCCAGGGUCUGGCUGCCGGCUUAGGCCCACGCCUGUCCUGGCCGCCUGCGGCGCGCUGAGCGCGCAGGCGGCCGUGGGGCCCGGCGGGCGCGCCCGGCCCGAAGUGCGCUCGAUGGUGGACGUGCUGGCGGACCACGCGGGAGAGCUCGUGCGCACCGACAGCCCCAACUUCCUCUGCUCCGUCCUGCCCUCUCACUGGCGCUGCAACAAGACGCUGCCGGUCGCCUUCAAGGUGGUGGCACUGGGCGAUGUGCCGGACGGAACCGUGGUGACCGUGAUGGCCGGCAACGACGAGAACUACUCUGCUGAGCUGCGCAAUGCCUCGGCCGUCAUGAAGAACCAGGUGGCCAGGUUCAACGACCUCCGCUUUGUGGGCCGCAGUGGACGAGGAAAGAGUUUCACCCUGACCAUCACUGUGUUCACCAACCCCACCCAAGUGGCCACCUACCACCGAGCCAUCAAGGUCACCGUGGAUGGACCCCGGGAGCCCAGACGGCACCGGCAGAAGAUAGAAGACCAGACCAAGGCGUUCCCUGACCGCUUCGGGGACCUGGAGCGGCUGCGCAUGCGGGUGACGCCGAGCACACCCAGCCCCCGAGGCUCACUCACCACCACAACCCACUUCGGCAGCCAAGGCCAGACCCCCAUCCAAGGCACCUCGGAGCUGACCCCCUUCUCCGACCCGCGCCAGUUCGACCGCUCCUUCUCGGCGCUGCCCUCGCUCAGGAACGGUGGCAGAGACCCCCUGCGGCCCAAGGACAGCGCCAGUCCUUCCAGUGUGGCCAGGACCAUGAAGAACCACAGGCAAGCCUUCCAGGUGCCACCACUCCUCCCCUCUCAGUGGCAUGUGUUCACCUCAUAG
Ictidomys tridecemlineatus (thirteen-lined ground squirrel) is the source of this 1302-nucleotide messenger RNA. NCBI's taxonomy places the organism in Eukaryota, Metazoa, Chordata, Mammalia, Rodentia, Sciuridae. The record is from RefSeq and is a predicted model, not a curated record.